AUGCGCAUAUUUUUCGCUGGAUACAUUAUGAGACAAUCAAGGCUGAUCCUUCAGCUCCUAGUGCAAACUGUAGGAGAUUUGAAGGCAUCGCCUUUAAACGACACCGCCAUCCGUGUGAGCUGGACCAAGCCACGUCCUGAGAAUGACUUUAAAGACGAGUACUACGUUACCAUCUCCAUUCCAGGAUAUGGGCGGGAAAUUACAACCAAUAGCACAUCAAUCAUCGUAGGCGACUUGAACCUUUUCAAGUUGAACAAGAUCACCGUACAAGCUGUUUGGACCAAUGGCACAGUUGUUUCCAAGGGCGCAUCAACCUCCGUGCAGAUGCCUUCUACUGUGCCAACUGUAGGAGAUUUGAAGGCAUCGCCUGUAAACGACACCGCCAUCCGUGUGAGCUGGACCAAACCACUUCCUGAGAAUGUCUUCAAAGACGAGUACGACGUUACCAUCUCCAUUCAAGGUUAUGAUCGGGAAAUUACAACCACUAGCACAUCAAUCAUCGUGGGCGACUUGGAUCUUUACAAGAUGAACAGCAUCACCGUACAAGCUGUUUGGGCCAAUGGCACAGUUGUUUCCAAGGGCGCAUCAACCUCAGUGCAGAUGCCUUCUACUGGUGCAUCCACUCCCAGUAAUCACAAUGGCACCCCUGCCAAUGCAAAAAGUUCCGGUGCCAAUAUUUUGGCUUGGAACUGCAACUUCUAUCUACUUGUCUGUACUUUACUCGGACUGUCUGUUCUGAUGUAA
This is a messenger RNA of Dibothriocephalus latus, 744 nucleotides long. NCBI's taxonomy places the organism in Eukaryota, Metazoa, Platyhelminthes, Cestoda, Diphyllobothriidea, Diphyllobothriidae. The record is from the annotation of a GenBank genome assembly.